AUGGACAUCUACAGAGUGACAAAGGUUAUCAAGGCCAAGAGCUCCAACCAGCAGGCCGAAUCUUCUUACAACCCGAUAACUCUCGAGGGAGUGAUCACAAGGGAGGAGUUCGACCAGCUUAAGAGCAAGUUCGAUGCUCAGGUUGAGGCUUUGAAGGCUAGGUGCGAGAAGAAGGGAAGCACGUUUGAUGAUGGCGACCUGGGAGAAUCGCCAUUCACCUCGGACAUCUUGGAGGCUCCAAUCCCUCCAAAGUUCAAGACUCCCACCAUGAAUCCUUAUGAUGGGUCUAAGGACCCAAAAGACUAUGUUGAGGUCCUCGAAUGCCUUAUGAAUUUUCAGGCGGCAAUAGAUGUAAUCAAGUGUAGUGCCUUCCAGAUCGCGCUCACCGGCAGUCAUUAUGACAGAAAGACAGCAACUCACCUCGCCAUCAUCAAACAGAAGAAGGGCGGGACACUUAGAGAGUACGUAACGAGGUUCCAGGAGAAGCAGCUGAAGGUCGCACACUGCUCCGAUGAUUCAGCCAUGUGUUACUUCCUCACCGGCCUGGCCGAUGAGACCUUAACAGUCAAGCUCGAAGAAGAAGCCCCAACCACUUUCUCCGAAGUCCUGCAAAAAGCGAAAAAGGCAUUGGCGGCUAGGAACUUCUACGGACCAAAACUGGCCGACCUGAGAAGCAGAUCGACCAGAAAAAAUCCUAGCCAAGAAAAGAGGAAGGCUGGAUCCAAGUCUAAGGACAAGGGGUCAUCUUUCUCCAGUGGCCGAGCCGAGUAUCGAAGGUCUAACUCAGUAGAAAAGAAAGAAGAGAGGAAGCGUUCGAGGACGCCACCUCGCCGAGAUGACCGACCUGCGGUCAUCAACACCAUUUUUGGAGGCCCAAGUGGGGGCCAAUUUGGAAAUAAAAGAAAAGAGCUAGCUCGCGAAGCCAGACGCGAGGUGUGCAUCAUAAGGGAGCAGAGGUCGACCUCUUCCAUUACCUUCGACGAUGUCGACUUGGAGGGGGUCCAUUUGCCCCAUAAUGACGCACUUGUGAUUGCUCCUCUCAUCGAUCACGUUCUGGUCCGAAGAGUACUGGUAGAUGGAGGCGCAUCUGCCAACAUCUUGUCCCUUCCAACAUAUCUUCCCUUGGGAUGGACCAGGUCACAGCUGAAGAAGAGUCCGACACCCUUGGUUGGAUUUUCUGGAGAAUCGGGGUGUAUUGAAUUGUCAGUCAUGAUUGGGCAAGAUGAUACACAAGCAACUCAGAUGGCCGAGUUCGUCGUGAUCGGCGGAAGGUCGGCCUACAAAGCCAUUUUUGGGAGACCUAUCAUCCAUUCGUUUCGGGUCGUUCCCUCAACACUUUAUCAAGUCCUGAAGUACUCAACUCCUAAUGGAGUGGGCACGGUCCAAGGAGAGCAGAAAACUUCAAGGGAGUGCGAUGCCUCCGUGCUUAAAGGGUAA
This is a messenger RNA of Momordica charantia (bitter melon), 1437 nucleotides long. Lineage: Eukaryota; Viridiplantae; Streptophyta; Magnoliopsida; Cucurbitales; Cucurbitaceae. The record is from RefSeq and is a predicted model, not a curated record.